This is a messenger RNA of Rhododendron vialii, 1562 nucleotides long. RefSeq names its product lycopene epsilon cyclase, chloroplastic-like. The record is from RefSeq and is a predicted model, not a curated record. NCBI's taxonomy places the organism in Eukaryota, Viridiplantae, Streptophyta, Magnoliopsida, Ericales, Ericaceae. The coding region runs from base 313 to 702 and encodes 129 amino acids. The transcript has 4 exons.
GACUAUGAAUUCACACUAUGGAAAUGCUGCGAUAUCAGCUAUUCCUUUCCAACUAAUUUUACAAAAACCAUAUGAUGACUGUUUGGAACUUCUACCUUUCCACGAACCAUCGCGAAAACAUUACCAACUAUGAGUUUACGCUACCUGUCCACUUCAAGCGUUAAUCGUGAACUACCUCUCUAUUCCCUUUUAUGGCGUUCGAUUUUUUCCCAUCUUUGUUUUGUUAAAAUAAAGAAUUGGAUGAGACACAAGGUUUGGAUUGUCUUGGCCAAGAUGAAAUCAGCCGGCGCCGCUUUCUUCAAAGGAUGAGAUAUGCUAGGUUUACACCUACACAAAAAGGGAAGUAUAUUCAGAAGAAAAUGCAAAAUAGGAAGAGGAAACGCAAUGCCCAUUAUACUCCUCCAAACACAAAUCAUGGAGUCAGAUGUUUCGUAUCUGAGCUCAAAAGUGGAAAGGAUAAUCGAAACUAGAAAUGGCCAGAGACUCAUAGCAUGUUUUGGUAUUCCUUAUAGGUUUGCCACUGUUGCUUCUGGAGCAUCUUCUGGGAAACUAUUGGAAUAUGUGGUCGGAGGUCCCAGGCUUUCUGUCCAAACAGCUUAUGGCUUGGAGGUUGAGUGGUAUGGUGAUUCGCAUUACCUUUGUUUGGUGGAUGUAUCUAUACAUUUCGUUUUGAGUGCAGAUGAUUGUACUGGGCUUGAAUGAAAAAGAAGUAUUAGCACCUUCAUUUGAGCUCCUGCACUCACAUUGAAUCUGUUGCCCUCUGAAAUCUUAGCUUCUGGACAACGAAGGCGACAAGUCCAUCUUUCCCAACCGCAUGAAUUGCGGAGCAUGGCAAUUUGCCGAUUUUGUUGGGCUAAAAGGUUCCAAAACGAGCCUCCAACUUUUUGUUGCCACAAUGGAGAAGUAGUUCUGACAAGCCCAUUUGUCCCAUCAAGCCUACGAAACUUGUUCACUUCUCAAACUGUUGAAGCUUUGGAAUUCAGCAAACACAUCUGUGCCUAUAAUAGCAGCUUCUGUUUCACAUCCUUUGGCGUCAUGCUAGACAAAGGACUUGCUAAUUUAACAGGAGGAGUUCACACAUUUCGUGCACAAGGGCAAAUUUACCAUGAAUUGCCAUCUUUGAUUCCAUCAGCUACUUUUCCUUGUCACUUCCAACUAUACUUCUACGAUAUUGAUAAUGAACUCCAAAAUAGGUUAGACAUUAUGGAAAACCAGCUGGACAAAAAGAAAAAGAACCCCAUUUAACCCACACAUUGUCAGAACACUAAUGGAUAUGCUCUCUGCAAACCCUUAUGCCAUGUUUCUUAGGAGACUAGACCAAAGUUCAUUGGAUUCAUAUAGAAUACACAUAAGGACUGAUGUCAAGCUCGACCAAAGGGUUUACAACUCCCCAUCGGCUGACCGGGUGGCUGCAAUAUGGAUAGAAGGAAAUAAUGCAAAUGUCACACAUGAACGUGACAUUAUAGUGCACUCAAACUCUGGACAUAAACAUAGAGUGCGACACUAUUAUGGUUGCUAUGAUCAGUGAUAAUAAUGAGGAGUGAUUUUUCUUGUUUCUUAAA